Molecule: messenger RNA, 1419 nt
Organism: Colletotrichum aenigma
Lineage: Eukaryota; Fungi; Ascomycota; Sordariomycetes; Glomerellales; Glomerellaceae
Product: Citrate synthase
Exons: 5
Coding region: 1-1419 (472 amino acids)
Biological process (GO): carbohydrate metabolic process; citrate metabolic process; tricarboxylic acid cycle
Cellular component (GO): mitochondrial matrix
Source: RefSeq, a predicted model, not a curated record
AUGGCCUCUGUCGCGCGUCUCUCCUCCUCGGCUCUGAGGACCUCCCUCAGGGCCUCCCCCUUCAAUGCCAGACUGACGGCUUUCAACGCCGCCCGCUGCUACUCCUCCAAGAACCAGACCCUCAAGGAGCGCUUCGCUGAGCUCCUCCCGGAGAAGAUCGAGGAGGUCAAGGCCCUGAGAAAAGAGCAUGGCUCCAAGGUCAUUGACAAGGUCACUCUCGACCAGGUCUACGGUGGUGCCCGUGGCAUCAAGUGCCUCGUCUGGGAGGGUUCCGUCCUCGACUCUGAGGAGGGUAUCCGUUUCCGCGGCAAGACCAUCCCCGAGUGCCAGGAGCUUCUCCCCAAGGCCCCCGGCGGCAAGGAGCCCCUUCCUGAGGGUCUCUUCUGGCUUCUCCUGACCGGUGAGGUUCCCACCGAGCAGCAGGUCCGCGACCUGUCCGCCGAGUGGGCUGCCCGCUCCGACAUCCCCAAGUUCGUCGAGGAGCUCAUCGACCACUGCCCUACCGACCUCCACCCCAUGGCUCAGUUCUCCCUUGCCGUCACCGCUCUCGAGCACACCUCUUCCUUCGCCAAGGCCUACGCCAAGGGUGUUAACAAGAAGGAGUACUGGGGAUACACCUUCGAGGACUCCAUGGACCUGAUUGCCAAGCUGCCCACCAUUGCCGCUCGCAUCUACCAGAACGUCUUCAAGGGCGGAAAGGUUGCUCCCGUCCAGAAGGACAAGGACUACUCCUUCAACUUCGCCAACCAGCUCGGCUUCGGCAACAACGCCGACUUCAUUGAGCUGAUGCGUCUGUACCUGACCAUCCACACUGACCACGAGGGUGGCAACGUCUCUGCCCACACCACUCACCUGGUCGGCUCUGCCCUGUCCUCCCCCUUCCUGUCCGUCUCUGCUGGUCUCAACGGUCUGGCCGGUCCUCUCCACGGCCUGGCUAACCAGGAGGUCCUGAACUGGCUCACCGAGAUGAAGAAGUCCGUCGGCGACGAUCUCUCUGACAAGGCCAUCACCGACUACCUCUGGUCCACCCUGAACGCCGGCCGUGUCGUCCCCGGUUACGGCCACGCCGUCCUCCGCAAGACUGACCCCCGUUACAUGGCUCAGCGCAAGUUCGCCCAGGAGAAGAUGCCCAACGACCCCAUGUUCAACCUCGUCUCCCAGGUCUACAAGAUCGCCCCCAAGGUUCUCACCGAGCACGGCAAGACCAAGAACCCCUUCCCCAACGUCGAUGCCCACUCCGGUGUCCUCCUCCAGUACUACGGUCUCACCGAGGCCAACUACUACACCGUCCUCUUCGGUGUUUCCCGCGCCAUCGGUGUCCUUCCCCAGCUCAUCAUCGACCGCGCUCUCGGCGCCCCCAUCGAGCGCCCCAAGUCCUUCUCUACCGAGAAGUGGGCCGAGCUCGCCAAGAAGCUCUAA